Anoplopoma fimbria (sablefish) is the source of this 888-nucleotide messenger RNA. RefSeq names its product aquaporin-3-like. Lineage: Eukaryota; Metazoa; Chordata; Actinopteri; Perciformes; Anoplopomatidae. Gene Ontology annotation, biological process: water transport; glycerol transmembrane transport. Gene Ontology annotation, molecular function: water channel activity; urea transmembrane transporter activity; glycerol channel activity. Gene Ontology annotation, cellular component: basolateral plasma membrane; plasma membrane. The record is from RefSeq and is a predicted model, not a curated record. The coding region runs from base 1 to 888 and encodes 295 amino acids. The transcript has 6 exons.
AUGGGAAAACAAAGAGACAUUUUGGACAAACUGGCAGGGACCUUUCAGAUCCGACAUGCGCUCCUCCGACAGGCCCUGGCAGAGUGCCUGGGAACCUUUAUUCUGGUGAUGUUUGGUUGUGGUGCAGUAGCACAGCUGGUGCUGAGCGGAGGCUCCCAUGGCACAUUCCUCACCGUCAACCUUGCUUUUGGUUUUGCUGCAACAUUAGGCAUCCUUGUGAGCGGACAGAUCUCAGGUGGUCAUCUGAAUCCAGCCGUGACCUUCUCACUGUGUUUACUCAGGAGAGAGCCUUGGAGGAAGUUCCCGCUCUUCUUUUUCUUCCAGACUCUCGGAGCCUUUCUGGGUGCAGCGGUUGUAUUCGGCAUGUAUAUCGAUGCAUUAUGGGACUUUGGCCAGGGGGAGCUGAUUGUGGUGGGGACAAAUGCCACAGCUGGGAUUUUUGCCACAUAUCCAUCCAAACAUCUCACGCUGGUUAAUGGAUUCUUUGAUCAGAUUAUUGGAACAGCUGCAUUGAUUGUGUGCAUCCUGGCCAUAGUCGAUCCAAACAACAACCCCGUCCCUCGAGGUCUGGAGCCCUUCACUGUUGGCUUUGUGGUGUUGGUCAUCGGCCUGUCGAUGGGUUUCAACUGUGGCUAUGCCGUCAAUCCAGCCAGGGACCUUGGACCACGCAUCUUCACGGCUCUUGCAGGCUGGGGUGGAGAGGUUUUCACAGCAAACACCUACUGGUUCUUUGUGCCCAUCUGUGCACCCUUUUUGGGUGCAGUGGUGGGUGUGCUGAUUUACCAGCUGAUGAUUGGAUACCAUUUAGAAAGAGAAGUGCAGGAGAGGCAAAAGGAGGAGGAGGAAAGGUUCAAACUUUCCAGUAUGACAAACAACGAAAAUGCAUGA